UAUAGAAGCAACAUGUCAGCGCCCUGAACACAUGUGUAAAUAAAAAUGGAGAGUCGAAUAACCUUACCCAAGGGUUAACAAAAUCAAAACGUUUUGAAAGUAUCCACUUGUACAGUGGAAACGGAUUUCAGAAAUGACCUUACGGCUAUCCGAGACGUUUGUACGCAGAUCUCUGUUAUUUUCAACGAUCCGCAAACUGACAGCAGCUCCAAAACAAUCGCCACUGUAUCUGCGAGUAUCAGGUUGCUCAGUUUUUCGUCCACAGACCGUAAGGAAAUGUCUCUUUCACUGUACUCCGGCCAGUUUGGUGUCUUCAGAUGCUUUUUUGGACAGAUUGCAGAAGGGGAGACCGGUUGUGUCCUCUCAUGAGGGUCUCUAUCACCCUAUCUCUGUUUCAUCAGACAGCGGUCAUCAAUUUUCCUUAUUGCUAAAGGAACCUGAUCAACCUGAAAAUGCCAAAUCUCUUAAAGUAGCAAUAGUGGGCUCACCGAAUGCAGGGAAGUCCACACUGACCAAUCAGUUGCUGGGUCGGAAGUUGUUUGCGGUUUCUGAAAAAGUGCACACAACAAGAGCACGUGCUGUUGGCGUCCUGACAAAGGAUGACACACAAAUCAUUCUGUUGGAUACCCCUGGCCUCACCACACCAAUAAAGGCUAAAAGACACCACCUGGAGAAAUCACUCCUAGUGGAUCCUUUUGAGUCACUACGAGAAGCUGAUCUAGUGGUGGUGUUAGUUGACAUGUCUGAUAAAUGGACCCGCAGUAAGCUGGACUAUGAGGUUCUGAAAUGUCUGGCCCUGAACUCUGAUGUCCCUGCCAUCCUUGUCCUCAAUAAGGUGGACCUUCUGAAGAACAAAACGCUGCUGCUAGACAUCACGGCACAGCUGACUGAGGGGGUGGUGAAUGGAAAGAAGAUUAAGAUCCGUGGCGCAGUGAAACAAUCUAUGAAAUUAGCAGCUGAACCACACAACACCGAAAAAACUCUUUCUGAGAGCACGCAGGACGGGGUGUCUCAGGAGGGUCGGGACAAAGGCAGACUCAGCCAAGUGACGCUAAAGGCCCUGAAGAGCCGCAGCGGGUGGCCACAUUUUAAGGACGUAUUCAUGUUAAAUUCUCUUGACAGAGAAGAUGUGGAAACAUUAAAGAGGUACCUGUUCGAAGGUGCAAAGCCUCGCAAGUGGCAGUACCACAGUGAAGUACUGACCGAUCAGGGUCCGGAGGAGGUGUGCAAUAACACCAUCAGAGAGAAACUAUUACAGCAUCUCCCUAAGGAGGUGCCGUACACUAUGUCACAGCAAAUUGAAAUCUGGAAGGAGUGUGAGGAUGGGGUACUUGAAAUAUGCAUCAAACUGUACGUGAAGAAAGACACUCAUAUGAAAAUGGUAAUUGGUCCUGGAGGUCAGUUGAUAACCAGAAUAACCCAGGAAGCUGAAAAUGACCUAAUGAAGAUUUUCUUGCGUAAUGUGCGUUUAAAAAUCUCUGCGAAGCUGCAGAAGUGAGGUUCACAGUUCAGAUGACGAAGGUCAGAGACUGAUGCAUACAGAGGGAUACGGAAACAAAAAGCGAUUUAAAAGUGAAGAAAUGGACUUGUACAGAAAAUCUGUGUGGUUGAUCUCAACAGACCCUUCAUUUCUCUAAACUGAAAUUCAAGUUGAUCAAAGCCACAUUACAUGGUUUACAUUACAUUACAGCAAAAUUGAACUAUCACAGCUUUUGAUUUAUAAAAAUGUCUUUAUAUUCAUAAAUGGCAAAAGUAUAGCUUUAAGGCUCAGGACAGGUUCACUUUCUCUCUUCACUUUAUUUCUGGAAGCAAGGGCUGACCUUGUUUUUUUUAUUCAUCAUUAUUCAUUGUCCUCAGUGUGGUCAGGCUGUUAUCCGGAGUCUUGCUGUUUAAUUGAAGGUCUUAUGUAAGACCAUUACACUGGCCUGAAAUCAGUCAUCUGCAGGCCUGACUUCAGCUCUAAAAUAUAAGGUGGGCCACAGGACUGUGAGAGGGGGCUGGACCGUCGGGGUGGGACGAGCCGGGACUGCUCAGCUGUGGCUGUACAUGCUACUGUACUUACUGCAGCAAAGUGGAACUCUUUUCAAUUAUUUAAACCUAUGUGAUAUUACAUUUUUCACCAGUUGAGUAAAUUCAUGCAUCCAUUUUAGUCAGUGUUAAAUGUUUUGAGUGAUAAAGAAUAGGCAAUAAAGUUCUCAUGUUGCUGGA
This is a messenger RNA of Pimephales promelas (fathead minnow), 2208 nucleotides long. RefSeq names its product Era like 12S mitochondrial rRNA chaperone 1 (gene eral1). The record is from RefSeq and is a predicted model, not a curated record. Lineage: Eukaryota; Metazoa; Chordata; Actinopteri; Cypriniformes; Leuciscidae. Gene Ontology annotation, cellular component: mitochondrial matrix. Gene Ontology annotation, biological process: ribosomal small subunit assembly. Gene Ontology annotation, molecular function: rRNA binding; GTP binding; ribosomal small subunit binding.